GAGUGUGUAACUAGCAGAAAUCAACAAAUAUUUCUUUGGUUUGGUUUAUGAUUCGUGAAAGUCGAGGUUCUUUGUUUCUUCUCCCAACAUAACUGAAUCAGGUAAUAUCGUAUUAGUAUUUUAUUUUCAAUCUGUUACUUUUUCCUUUGGUUUUCUUACUAUAAAGAUUUUAAACUUUGCACUAUCAUCUAUGAUUAAUAUGAUUUCAUACAUGGUGUGUAUGAUUUUACUAUAAGAUUCAUUGACCCACUUGAUCCAAUGGUUGUAAAACAUGCUCUAUUGUGGACCACCUAGGUUGAUAAGGUUUUGUUUGUUGAUGUAUCUGUGGUGUAAAAUGAAUUGAGAAAGAUGUUUUAUGGUACAAUUGUCUAAUUCCACAACGUUGAAUAGUUUCAUUGUAUAAUUACAAAGUGAAAAGCAAAAAAAAGAAUGUUGAAGACAAUUCUAGGUUGCUGCAAAGUAUAUAUAUCAGAAAGCAGAAACAAGAGUGCAUUGGAAUCAAUUGAAAAAGCUGCUAAGUUUUUUCCAUUAGCACCAAUAAUUAACAAGUUUGAAGAUGUGGCUUACAAUAGAGUUGGUUACACUCUUGUCUCUGAAUUGGAUUCAGUGUCUAGUGGAAAGUCAUCAUGUGAUUUGACAAAUGCUGUGUUGGCUAUGGUAAAAGCUGCAUUUGAUAAUGUUGAUUUUGAGGUUCAUAGUGGAACUCAUCCUAGACUUGGUGUUGUUGAUCAUAUAUGUUUUCAUCCCUUGGUUGAUGCUUCAUUGGAUCAAGCUGCUAGGACUGCAAGGUGUUUAGCUAGUGACAUGGGUUCUAGUUUGGAAGUUCCUACUUUCUUAUACGGAGCAGCACAUGAAGAGGGGAUGAAACUUGAUUCAGUCAGAAGAGCAUUUGGUUAUUUCAAACCAAAUUCUAGCGAAAACCAGUGGAUUGGCAUGCAAAGGUCAGACACUUUGCCCUUGAAACCGUAUAGUGGUCCAUCUCAAGUGAUUCCAACAAAAGGUGUUGUGGUCAUUGGAGCAACCAGAUGGGUUGAUAACUACAAUGUCCCUCUGUUAUCUUCUGAUAUUAGCGCCGUACGCAGAAUUGCAAAACGGAUUAGUGGAAGAGGCGGUGGACUUGCUUCGGUACAGGCUAUGGCACUGACACACGGAGAAGGUAUCAUUGAAGUAGCUUGUAACUUGUUGGAUCCAAAGAAUGUUGGUGGUGAAAGAGUGCAACAAGAAGUUGAACAACUUGCAAAGGAAGAAGGUAUUUCUGUUGAUAAGGGAUACUACACAGACUUUUCACAGGAAGAAAUUGUUAAAAGUUACUUGGAGCUGUUUGAAGAGAGAAUUUGAUGUGGGAAAAUUAUUACUUUCUCAUGCACUGAGAAGGUUUGUUCCAUCUGGUGAAUUUUUAUUCCAGUGUCAAAUUGGCCCUUCCUUGAAAGCAAAAUUUAUGGACUAAUUUUUCAUAUAAAGAGCAUUCUUAAUAUUUUUUCACCUCAUUUUUCAAGUGAUCAUUAUUUUACUGAUCCUAAAAGAGUUCAUUCACAAUUCUCACAUGCCUUCCAGUUCUGAUUAUCCUUCCGAAAUGUUCUAUGUACUGAAACAUCAAAUGAUAAGUGAAUCAAUGAACCAAAGCCUUAUUGAUACAUCUCAGCUGGCAAGUUUGGUAAUGGAAAUUACUCAUCAUAGUGUUAGUCUGUCA
Medicago truncatula (barrel medic) is the source of this 1690-nucleotide messenger RNA. RefSeq names its product formimidoyltransferase-cyclodeaminase. Lineage: Eukaryota; Viridiplantae; Streptophyta; Magnoliopsida; Fabales; Fabaceae. Gene Ontology annotation, molecular function: transferase activity; folic acid binding. The transcript has 2 exons. The coding region runs from base 430 to 1338 and encodes 302 amino acids. The record is from RefSeq and is a predicted model, not a curated record.